GUUGCUUCUUAUUCUCUUUCUUUGUCAGUUAAGGGUAGAGUUCCGUCGCUAUGGCAAGAACGAAGCAGACCGCCCGUAAGUCCACCGGUGGUAAAGCCCCGAGAAAGCAGCUUGCCACCAAGGCUGCCCGUAAGAGUGCCCCAGCCACCGGCGGCGUGAAGAAGCCUCAUCGUUACAGGCCUGGUACAGUAGCUCUGAGGGAGAUUCGUCGUUAUCAGAAGUCUACCGAGUUGCUGAUCCGCAAGCUGCCCUUCCAGCGCCUGGUGAGAGAAAUUGCUCAGGAUUUCAAGACCGAUCUCCGUUUCCAGAGCUCUGCCGUUAUGGCCUUGCAGGAGGCUAGCGAGGCAUACCUGGUGGGCUUGUUCGAGGAUACUAACUUGUGCGCAAUCCACGCCAAGAGAGUCACCAUCAUGCCCAAGGACAUCCAGUUGGCCCGCCGCAUUCGCGGAGAGCGUGCUUAAACUGAUCGCUCGGCGUCAUGUCCCAAACUACCCAAAGGCUCUUUUAAGAGCCACCUAAUCGUUUCGCUGCAAAAUGAGCAAAGUGGCCUUAGCAACGCUUGAAACUGAUGCGUCGUUGUUAUAACGUGUAUCUGACAUGUGUUUCUAGGUUACGCAAUCUAAAGUUGGUUUAGGAGUGGUUAAUUACAUAGCUGAGAAAGUAUGGCAACGGAGGGAUUUUUAUAUAGUAGGACUGGGCAAGAAAAAGGCCUUCGAUUAGAUUUCUAGAGACUACUUAUGGUGCACAUUGCAACAUUUUGGUUUUCCAGGGAGGUUUGUCAAUAUUAAAUUAUUGUAUCAGUUAAGAGGCGCUUUGAAAUGUGAAGUUGUGGCUGGAGCGAAAUUAAAUGAAAGUCAAAGUGAAGGGGUAUGGAUAGGAGAUGGGCAACCUGUACCAAUAGAUGUAGAAAUAAAAAAAUGAAAUUAAAAUAUUAGGUUUGAUGGUAUUAAAUGGUUCCAUUCAGAGGUACAAUUUAAAUUUCAUAUAUUUAAUGUAAAGUGGCGUUCAUUGUUAAUUUUAUAAUGCAUUAUUGUGGAAUUAUG
Messenger RNA from Electrophorus electricus (electric eel), 1043 nucleotides. RefSeq names its product histone H3. Gene Ontology annotation, cellular component: nucleosome. Lineage: Eukaryota; Metazoa; Chordata; Actinopteri; Gymnotiformes; Gymnotidae. The record is from RefSeq and is a predicted model, not a curated record. Gene Ontology annotation, molecular function: structural constituent of chromatin; DNA binding; protein heterodimerization activity.